Molecule: messenger RNA, 1563 nt
Organism: Fusarium verticillioides 7600
Lineage: Eukaryota; Fungi; Ascomycota; Sordariomycetes; Hypocreales; Nectriaceae
Exons: 4
Coding region: 1-1563 (520 amino acids)
Molecular function (GO): dipeptidyl-peptidase activity
Source: RefSeq, a predicted model, not a curated record
AUGCGCGAUGUUGUCAAGCUUUGCGCUGAUGUUUUCCUUCCAUUCUCGGCGUCCAAGGACGGCCAAAAGGUCCCAGUGAUUUGCAGUCUGGGGCCCUACGGCAAGGAGCCGCUUGGACCAGAUGCUUGCUUUGAGCUAUGUGAACCGCUCCUGUGGUGUCAAGAGUAUGGCUAUGCUAUUCUCCGUGUCGAUGAGCGUGGUAUUGGUAAUAGCGAAGGGCGGCUUGAUCCUUUUGGUCUGGGAAGAUCAUUCGAUAUCCAGGCUGAUGCUGAAGGCCAAGAUCUCUACGAUGUCGUUGAAUGGGCCGCCGCUCAAAGUUGGUCCAAUGGCAAGGUAGCCUUUUCCGGCAUCAGCUACUAUGGCAUGGUAGGCUACUGGGCUGAUAUGCAGAAACCACCACAUUUGACGUGCGUCAUGUCGUAUGAAUCAGCCUGUAUUCUCUAUCAAGCUGUUCGUCGUGGGGGUAUCUACAGCCACAAUUUUCAAUCUCAUUGGUACAACAACAUCGUUAUACCCCAACAACCAGGAGCGCGAGAUGGGUCACGAACCGAGGAGGAGCUUGAGGCCGACCGGGUGGACUACCCCGGACUCCUGGCAACAAACGAGUAUCCUGAUCGAAACUGUGUUGGCUUCUUGGAAAAGAUUAGAUCGCUCUCCGACAUAGAAGUGCCGAUUUAUCUGGCCGGCAACUGGACUGAUUCGGAGGUACAUCUUCCGGGCAACAUUCGCGCCUUGAAUAGCCUCGCUUCAAAGCAGAAGUGGCUUGAAAUGCAUACUGGAAACCAUCUAGGUGCAUAUUAUGAGCCAGAGCAUAUUGCCAUGCAGAGGAAGUUCUUGGACUAUUUCCUUUUCGACAAGAAGGAUAACGGAAUGCUUGACGUACCUCGGAUCCGGCUUCUUCAGCACCAUGGCACCAAGACCCUGUACCGAGAAGACGAGACUUCCUUCCCGCCCCUCGACGCAGAAGAUGUAUCAUUUUAUCUCACUCCCGACAAGCAACUUUCUCUGAAUCACCCGGCAGCACAAAAGAAAAAAUUGUCUUAUCAGGGCUAUAGAGAAAACAUAACCUUCACGCUUGAUUCUCCAUUUGCCGAUUCUUUCGAAAUACUUGGAUCUCCUUUUUUUGAGCUUGAAGUCAGCACCAGUGCCAAGGAUUUGGAUCUCUUCAUCUAUCUUCGCGCAAUCGAUGAGAAUGGAAAAACGGUUGUAUUGGGUGGUAACCAUGGUGAGCCUAUGGAUAAUUUCGCCAGAGGCUAUUUUCGCCUAUCACACCGAGAUGAGGUUGCCAAAGACUUUGGUAAGGGUCGCGUAAUUAUUCAGCCUCCCACGCCCAAGUCUGAGGUCGUUCCAGGUGAGGUAUACAAGGUUAUGGUGCCUAUCUACCCGGCAGCCUAUCUGUUUGACAAAGGCCAAACGCUUUCACUUGAGAUAGGCUCGGAUAACACACCAAGCACGAUUCCGCCAAUGCGACACGAAGGAGGUGAUAGGGUUACGGAAAGAUUUGCCGGAGAAAAUGUUAUAUUCUCUCACGGACGUCUUGUGCUGCCUCGUGUGAGGCGCUGA